Talaromyces rugulosus is the source of this 1566-nucleotide messenger RNA. RefSeq lists its product as uncharacterized. The transcript has 5 exons. The record is from RefSeq and is a predicted model, not a curated record. Bases 1 to 1566 code for a protein of 521 amino acids. Gene Ontology annotation, cellular component: membrane. NCBI's taxonomy places the organism in Eukaryota, Fungi, Ascomycota, Eurotiomycetes, Eurotiales, Trichocomaceae. Gene Ontology annotation, biological process: transmembrane transport; amino acid transport. Gene Ontology annotation, molecular function: transmembrane transporter activity.
AUGGCUGCAAAUAUCCCUGAUGAGAAGAUGAACGCCGUCGAGGGCCCUAUUUCUGACAACGGCUCCGAAGAAGUUGUCAACGCUUCAGGCCACAAGCAGGAACUACAGCGGAACUUUGGCCUUUUGAGCAUUUGUGCCAUUGCUGUCACCACCGGAAACACCUGGAUCGCUCAAGGCGGAAGUGUGACUAUCAACAUUUCCAAUGGAGGCCCUGCCGGUGUUAUCUAUGAAUUCAUUGCUGUUUCUAUUUGCUAUUGGUUUGUCGCCGCGUCUAUCGCUGAAUUGGCAUCUGCUAUGCCUUCAGCAAGUGGAGUCUAUCACUGGGCUUCCAUCACAGCGGGCAAGUAUGGCCGUGCAUGUGGAUGGUUCGCUGGCUACUGGAACACGCUAGCCUGGGUAUUUGGUGCAGCAUCCAUGUCCUCUAUCCUGGGAAACCAGACUGUUUCCAUGUAUGCUCUCUUCCACCCACAGUUCACACCACAACCAUGGCACGUCUUCGUCAGCAUGCUCAUCUGCACCUGGAUUUGCUGUACGAUCGUGCUCUUUGCCAACCGACUUCUUCCACAAAUCGGCAACUUGGGCAUGGUUCUCAUUAUUGGCGGUGUUUUUGUCACUAUAAUUGUUUGUGCUGUUAUGCCGUAUGUCAAUGGAGUGGGAUAUGCUUCCGACGAGUUCGUCUGGAGAAGCUGGACCAGUGAUACGGGAUAUUCGAGUCAAGGCUUCGUCUUCGUUACCGGCAUGCUAAAUGGAGCAUACAGUGUUGGCACACCUGACGUAACCUCGCAUCUCGCUGAGGAAAUACCACAUCCCAGCAGGAAUAUCCCCAAAGCCAUUCUGGCUCAGAUGACAGUCGGCUUCAUCACAGGUUUUCUUUACAUGAUCGCCAUGUUUUAUUCUAUCCAAAAUUUGGACGAUGUCGUGGGAAGUGUCUUUGGUUUCCCAUUGGCAGAGAUCUAUCGUCAAGCCACAGGUACCAGAGGUGGUGCCCUCGGCCUACUAAUUGUCGCCUUUCUUCCAACCCUCGUCACCUGCGUCGGAUGCUACAUCACUGCUGGCCGAACACUCUGGACUCUUGCCCGGGACAAUGCGACUCCAUUCUCUGGUUUCGUUGGCCGCAUCAACAACAAAAUGCACAACCCGUUCAACGCCACUUUGAUCUGUGGCUGCUUGAUCACAAUUCUAGCUUGUAUUUACGUCGGAUCGUCUACAGCGUUCAACGCCUUUGUCGGUUCCUACGUCCAGCUUUCGACGCUGUCAUACUUCACUGCCAUUUUCCCCCACGUUUUGUCAAGGCGAUCUUCCAUCACUCGUGGAUACUUUUGGAUGAAAGGCGCAGUUGGUUACAUUGUCAACAUUGUGUCCUGCAUCUACAUUCUCGCAUUCAUCGUUAUCUUCUGCUUCCCUUACACGCUCCCUACCGAUGCCAAGUCAAUGAAUUAUGCCAGUCUGAUCACUGGUGGACUCACCAUUUUCAUCGCCAUUUGGUGGUUUAUUCACCAACGCCACUACGUUGGUCCCCAGGCCAUUCCGCUCACAGACCGCAAGGUUGCGGACGACGCCAAAUAA